Gorilla gorilla gorilla (western lowland gorilla) is the source of this 5023-nucleotide messenger RNA. RefSeq names its product kelch like family member 26 (gene KLHL26). The transcript has 3 exons. Gene Ontology annotation, molecular function: protein binding. The coding region runs from base 775 to 2553 and encodes 592 amino acids. NCBI's taxonomy places the organism in Eukaryota, Metazoa, Chordata, Mammalia, Primates, Hominidae. The record is from RefSeq and is a predicted model, not a curated record.
GGAGUGUCAAGGUGACUGUGAGAUGACAGACACGUAGGGGAGCCCCACAGAGGACCCCCAAGACACCCUCUCUGUUGCCAUCAGCCUGAGUCAUCCUCUAUCUGAAAAACUUCCAGGACUGAAGUUUGAGUUGGAAGCACGCGUUCUCCUUGGUGAAGUCCGUCCUGUCCCAGGAGGGCUUCGCUGGGUUUCUCCUCGGGCUCCCCCUCCUCGGGUCCUCGUGGCUCUCUGUCGUGUGAAGCGGGGGGUCAGGAGCGCACAAAUGUUUAUACUCCACGUGAGUCACUUGCACAGAUGACGGGUGAUGUUUUCCUCGCCAAGGCUGAUGGCACCGGGCCCCUUUGCCGUUCCAGCCUCAGUCACGCCUCCAGUCUGUUAGCAUUUAGAGUUGCUGAACUUUCGUAUUGGUCAGGGGCGCGGGCAGCUUGCUGACCUUUUCUGGGAGUCGUGGCGGACGGAGUGGAGCCGUCUGUCUCGUCACAGACAGGCGGGGCUGCGGCUGGGGAUGGCCGCCGCCCACUCACCCUCAGAAUGGCCCUCAGCGGGGCUUCCUGACCCCUCAGCCCCGGUAGGAAGCUGGUGUGCACUGCAGGGAGAGGCGGCAGCUGGAAAAGUGUUAAGGCCACAGUGGUUUUUCCAGAGGCUCGUCUGGAAUGCCGUGGAUGGAUCUGAGGCUCCUGACAUCCGAGGCCCCUCUUGGUGGGGAGAGCCAGAAACCCAAGACACUGCCGUCAGUUAAAGACUCGAAGUUCACAUUUUAAAAAGUGCAAGGAGAUGCCCGGUUUUAGCACGGCCGACAAGAACGGGGCCCUCAAGUGCACCUUCUCGGCACCCAGCCACAGCACCAGCCUCCUGCAGGGCCUGGCCACCCUCCGCGCUCAGGGCCAGCUCCUCGAUGUUGUGCUGACUAUUAACAGAGAGGCCUUUCCUGCACACAAGGUCGUCCUGGCUGCCUGCAGCGACUACUUCAGGGCUAUGUUCACCGGCGGCAUGCGGGAGGCAAGCCAGGACGUCAUUGAGCUGAAGGGCGUGUCGGCCCGUGGCCUGCGGCACAUCAUCGACUUCGCCUACAGCGCCGAGGUGACACUGGAUCUGGACUGCGUGCAGGACGUGCUGGGCGCGGCCGUGUUCUUGCAGAUGCUGCCCGUGGUGGAGCUGUGCGAGGAGUUCCUGAAGGCGGCCAUGAGCGUGGAGACCUGCCUCAACAUCGGCCAGAUGGCCACCACCUUCAGCCUGGCCUCGCUGCGAGAGUCGGUGGAUGCCUUCACCUUCCGGCACUUCCUGCAGAUCGCCGAGGAGGAGGAUUUCCUGCGCCUGCCACUGGAGCGCCUGGUCUUCUUCCUGCAGAGCAACCGGCUGCAGAGCUGCGCCGAGAUCGACCUGUUCCGCGCGGCCGUCCGCUGGCUGCAGCAUGACCCGGCCCGGCGGCCGCGCGCCAGCCAUGUGCUCUGCCACAUUCGCUUCCCGCUCAUGCAGUCGUCCGAGCUGGUGGACAGCGUGCAGACGCUGGACAUCAUGGUGGAGGACGUGCUGUGCCGCCAGUAUCUGCUGGAGGCCUUCAACUACCAGGUGCUGCCCUUCCGGCAGCACGAGAUGCAGUCUCCGCGCACCGCUGUGCGCUCGGAUGUGCCCUCGCUCGUCACCUUCGGCGGCACGCCCUACACCGACAGCGACCGCUCGGUCAGCAGCAAGGUCUACCAGCUGCCUGAGCCGGGCGCCCGCCACUUCCGCGAGCUCACGGAGAUGGAGGUAGGCUGCAGCCACACGUGCGUGGCCGUGCUGGACAAUUUUGUAUACGUGGCCGGGGGGCAGCACCUGCAGUACCGCAGCGGCGAGGGUGCAGUGGAUGCCUGCUACCGCUACGACCCCCACCUGAAUCGCUGGCUGCGCCUGCAGGCCAUGCAGGAAAGCCGCAUCCAGUUCCAGCUGAACGUGCUGUGCGGCAUGGUGUACGCCACGGGCGGCCGCAACCGAGCCGGCAGCCUGGCCUCCGUGGAGCGGUACUGCCCCCGGCGCAAUGAGUGGGGCUACGCCUGCUCGCUGAAGCGCCGUACCUGGGGCCACGCUGGGGCCGCCUCAGGGGGCCGCCUCUACAUCUCGGGUGGCUACGGGAUCUCAGUGGAGGACAAGAAGGCCCUGCACUGCUACGACCCCGUGGCCGACCAGUGGGAGUUCAAGGCGCCCAUGAGCGAACCCCGCGUGCUACACGCCAUGGUGGGUGCCGGCGGCCGCAUCUAUGCCCUCGGGGGCCGUAUGGACCACGUGGACCGCUGCUUCGACGUGCUGGCUGUGGAGUACUAUGUGCCAGAGACGGACCAGUGGACCAGCGUGAGCCCCAUGCGGGCCGGCCAGUCAGAGGCCGGCUGCUGCCUGCUGGAGAGGAAGAUCUACAUUGUCGGGGGCUACAACUGGCGUCUCAACAACGUCACGGGCAUCGUACAGGUGUACAACACGGACACCGACGAGUGGGAGCGGGACCUGCACUUCCCGGAGUCCUUCGCGGGCAUAGCCUGCGCCCCCGUCCUGCUGCCCCGGGCCGGGACCAGGAGGUAGCCCCCAAGACCCCCAGGACGCUGGCCUGACCGCAUGUUGUCUCCAAGUGGGGCUUGGCGAAUGCACGUCUGCCUGAGAACCCCAGUGCCCCCCUUCGCCCGGGCUGCCCUUGAGGGGCCUGCCGCGUUGAUAAGCCCGCCUCCCAGGGGUCCCUCCCUCCCUCCUUCCCAAAGCAGAUCCUGGCUGCCAGUCCAUCCGAGGGAGCCUGCCGGCAAAGCGUCUGACAUGUGGUGGCAGCAUAUUUGUCCCUGGGGUGGUUUCCUCGCCUGGCCCCCGAGUCCCCACGGGCUGGCGGGUGGAAUCCCAGGUCUCCAGGGGGUCCCUGUGCAGCUCCAUCUCACUUCUCUACCGCCUCCCAGCCCCACAGUUUCAGGCAUUCAGAUGUGAGCUCAUCAACAUUGAACCCAAAGUCGGUGGUAUAUGACUCACCCUCCUUCCAAGUCUCCUGCGCGCGUGUUUUUAAAAUAAACUCACCCGAAACGUCCAUAACACACGGACCUCCAGGAGCAGUGAGAGGUGGCUUAGAAGCCCCUGGUUUGGGGUGGGUGGAGGAGGAAGGCACGUGUCUGCCUCCCCUGGGGUGCCCUCCUUCCCCCAUCCCAAGCUGCUCAGGGGAGGCCCUGGUCAUGCCUCAGUUCCUGUCUUCAUCUGCUUUCUGGAGGAAAAACCAUAUCAACUCCUAGAAACGCUCCUUAGGGGCUUUGGACCUUCCAUUUGGCACUGAGCAUCUUGUGGGGCCUUAACUGGCUGAGACAUCCCGGCCCUCUACAUUUGCCCUGUUGGCCGGGCAGUCCCCUUCCCGCAAUUGGAGGGCGACGCUAACUUCAGAAUCCCACAGUGCCGCUUGCCGCAGGUCUGGUGGGGCGUCUUUUUUCUCCUCCCUCCUUUCCACCCCUCCGCGCCCUGCCACUCCCUGGCCUGCCCUGUUUUUGGGUCAACAUUGCUAAGGAGCCAGCAGUGAGGCCUUUCCCUUCAAGGGCUCUGUGGUAUCUCUGGCCACAUUUGUUUUAAUGUCUGAACCUCUAAACCUUUUCUUUUUGAUUGGUUUUACUGUUUUUAAGAAGCCAGCACUGCUGUCUAAUAGAUGGGAUUUGUACUCUUGGGGCAACUUAAAGUGUCUCUCUUGCUGCUAACAGACGAUUGAUGUCUUGUCUCUGUGACCCACUCACCAUGUAAAGAAUUAACCUCCUAUCUUAGCAGACAUCGUCUCCUAAUAUUUCCCUUUAUUUAAUAAAAAUGUUAUGGUGAAGAGAUGGAGCCGGCCCAGCACUGAGCUUGUGCGGCUUGGGUCUGAUUGGUCACAGAUUCCUCAUGUGUCCUCCGCGUGUCUGGGUGCUCCUCUCCCCCGCCUCAGCCUUUUCCAGCCUUUCAGAGGAGUUGGCAGGGGGCUGGGCUUUGGCUCAGGGGCGCAGAGGCAGCAGGAAGCGUGGCCAGGACUUUCACCCUGGCGUUUUUUGUUGUUGGUUUUUUUUGUUUUUUUGAGACGGAGCCUCGCUCUGUCACCCAGGCUGGAGUGCAGUGGCGUGAUCUUGGCUCACUGCAACCUCUGCCUCCUGGGUUCAAGCAAUUCACCUGCCUCAGCCUCCCAAGUAGCCAGGAUUACAGACGCACACCACCACACCCGGCUAAUUUUUGUAUUUUUAGUACAGACGAGGUUUUACCAUGUUGGCCAGGCUGGCCUUGAACUCUUGACCUCAGGUGAUCCACCUGCCUCUGCCUCCCAAAGUGCUGGGAUUACAGGUGUGAGCCACCAUGCCCGGCCCACCUUGGCACUUUGAAAGAGCCUUCAGCCCCCUACUUUCAUCAUGGCCGGCCAAACUAUGAACCGGGCUGCCCAGAGCAGGCCACUUAUCAGUUGCAGGUUAGCGGAGAAAGCCUGAUGUUCCCGGACGGCCUUCCUAGAAGGGAGGCCCUGGGAUAUCACACACACAUGGAUCUGCAUAAGUUGCUGUGCCUGCAUGCCUGGCGCUCCUGUGUGGCAGCCAUCGGGGCUGGGGUAACACUAGAGGCUGAGGGGGUGGGCAGUGCUAAAAUAGGAACAUGGUUGGGAACCUAAAAGAAGCCCACACUGUCAGGGGCAUCGAAACAAAAGCCGAGUUCCCUGGGGACUUAACAGAACAUUCCAGCCCCACCCCCAACCUGAGCUCCCCCAAAGAGAACCCUUCCCCACUGGAGGCAUGGCCCCUUCAGGGGGGCAGUGAGAAGCUUUGCCAGCUGCAAGUCCCCCGGAUCAGCUCACACCUCAGAACAUCUUGUCCCCAACGAGCUGGCAGGGGCGCCGGCCCAGGGCGGGGGGCGCUGCUGUAUCUAACCGGAUCGAUUGUGCAUAACUGUCUAGGACGGUUCGUGGAAUGUUCGUGGGGCCCCCUGCCCCUCCCUCAGCCUCCCCCCGCAUCCCCCCAAGAAAGGAAAAUUAUUUUUCGUAUUGUAAACUUUAAACAUGAAAAAGCUGUUUUUAAUUUAGCAGAAA